This is a messenger RNA of Elaeis guineensis (African oil palm), 2182 nucleotides long. The record is from RefSeq and is a predicted model, not a curated record. NCBI's taxonomy places the organism in Eukaryota, Viridiplantae, Streptophyta, Magnoliopsida, Arecales, Arecaceae.
AUGGACUUGAAGGAGAAAAAAGAUGAGAAGAAGUGGAUGAGAAGGAAAGAAGGACUGUCAGUAAGGAAUGGAUUAGAGGAGGAAAAGGACAAAGAGGAGAAGAGGAUAGAGAGGAAGGAAAGGAGGAAAGAUGGGUUGUCAAUGAGAAGGAUCGAAGGUGGAAAGGGCCGUAAUAGAGGGCAAUGCGCUCGGCGCGUGUGCAUCUCUACUUACGUCCCUCACUCGCUCGACCCCCCGCCCCUAACCCGAUCCCUCCCUCGUCUUUCCAUCUCUCCGAUCUUGUUUCCUGACUUCCUCCAAGCCCUACCCUCCUCGCGGCGCGGGCUGCCCCGCGCCGACUUCUUCUUCUACGGGGGAAUCGCAUCCGACGAAGGAACCAGAACCUGUUAUUUGAAAUCCUCUAACAUGAAAGAAACUGAGGCUCUUGGAACUCAAAGUAAAGAAGAGGAGGUAUCUCAAAUUACAGAGGCAAAUGCAUCUAUGCUUUCAGAUAAACUUGUACCAGGGACUGCAGGCAAAAGUUCUUUGGAACAGGAUGCAGCCUAUUUGAGCUUGGGUCAGGUUGGCCCUACAAACUCCUCCGAAAAUGUGGGAUGCAUCGUGGUAUCAGAAUGUAAGGAAACUAGUGGAUCAUGUUUCCCUGCAAAAGUUGAUGAAGGGCAUGAAUGCAAUAAGUUGAAUUCUGCGGGCAUUGGUGUGGAUCUUAAUGCUGUAGAGGUUUCAAGUAUGGUGGAACAAAAUCCAUUUUAUCCCUACAAAAAGUUGGGACAGGUUAAAUCUGUAGAUGCCUCCGAGAGUGGAAGCACUACUGGCCCAGUGGAGGACAGUGAACCUUUGAGAAUGUGGAAGGAAAUGAAACAGAAUGGCUUCCUAUCAUCAUCACAUGGAGGCAUACCAAUGCCCAAGCAACGUUGCUGCCAGCCCAGGAAGAGAAAAGAUGAAUUCAGAAGAAAAGCCGAGUUUGCAAGGAGAGAACAGGCUAACAGGUUCACAAAAAUUGCUGCUCCAAGUGGACUGCUUUCUGGACUAAACCCUGGGAUCAUUAAUCAUGUCAGAAACAGCAAACAGGUUCAUUCAAUAAUAGAGGCCAUAGUGCGGUCCGAGAAGCUUGAUGGUCAAAUGCAAAACAGGUUCACCGAUCAAAUGAGUAGUGAAAGUAAUGGCACCAAUGAAAGAAGGAAAGAGCAUAGCUAUGCCCAUGGUUUAGCAACCAAUCAGUUGAAUCUAUCAUUAAAUAAACUCUCUGUUCCUUCCAGCUUGGAUCGAGGUGUGGAAAUGAACAUAGCCGAAGACAAAUUUUGCCGUGAAACUUCUACAACUUCUCAGCUCAGCACAAAAGAUGAUAGUGAUGUGCUUACCCUGAAACUCUCACCAGCUACAACAGAGACAACAGAAAAUGCUAGUGGCGCAUCAACUGACUGCCACUCUGCAAACCAGGAUAACAUUACCUCUUUAUCACUGAAAGCUGCUACUGUUGCUUCUCAGUGGCUGGACCUACUUCAGCAGGACAUCAAAGGGCGUCUUGCUGCAUUGAGGCGCAGCAGGAAGAGAGUCAGGAAUGCUAUCCAGACAGAAUUACCUUACCUAUUAUCAACGGAGUUCUCAUUUAACCAAGAAAAUGAUCCCUCGUCUGUGCAUUCCUCUGAGGCUCAAUGUUUAAAGAAACCUACCCUAGAGAUGCAUGUUGCACGAUGGAGAUCUCUUUUCAGUCAGAUGGAUAAAGCACUGUACGAGGAGGGAAAACAUUUGGAGAAUUGGUUGAAACAAGUCCAAGAAAUGCAACUGCAUUGUGAGAAAGGCCUGAAAUAUGUUUGCGUGGAAGGCUUGUCACAAUUUGGUUCCUCAGAGAAUUCCAGUAAAUUGAAAAAAUCCGAGGCUCAUGAGCAGGAGUAUGCAGUGAGGGCUGCAGCAGCAUCCAUCUACUCCACAUGCAACUUGAUCAUGACAACAGAGAACGUGCCGUGUUUCUGAUUUCAUCCGAGCAUGCCUUUCCUUUAUCUAAUUAAUGCCUUGUUUGUACUCCUGUUGUGCAUUUAUCACUCCGGUGACUUAGGAAUGAAGUUUUAUUUGAUUACCCUUGUACCAUUAGUGUGUCAAUCUGUCUGAAUUAUUUCUGACAUGACUCAUUGUUCUACAUAAUUAAUCUGAAUUGAAGUACAAUAUUCCAUUUCUUUUAAUAUCA